Toxorhynchites rutilus septentrionalis is the source of this 2429-nucleotide messenger RNA. RefSeq names its product T-complex protein 11-like protein 1. The record is from RefSeq and is a predicted model, not a curated record. The transcript is spliced from 3 exons. Bases 366 to 1835 code for a protein of 489 amino acids. Gene Ontology annotation, biological process: signal transduction. Lineage: Eukaryota; Metazoa; Arthropoda; Insecta; Diptera; Culicidae.
GAGGUUUUUGUUUGCAAACACAUUGGCCACCACCAGACGAGCAAACACAACGGAGAAGAAAAGCAAAACAAAGAAGUGAUAUCAGCGUUUCGCCGUCCAGACUGCAUCAUCAUUAGUGGGGGUUUAUUAUGAAAUUGUGGAGCAAAACGCACAACCAAAAUUUGCGCGAGGUUACGGGAAAUUUCGAGAUCUACGCCGUUGGCUAACAAAGAAAUGAUUCACGAUCUUGAAAGUUUGUGCAUUGACAUGGAGAAACAACACGAGACCAUUGUACGCUAUUGGUACAGACGAAACGAAAUUGCGCAUUUAUGUUUUAUCGUGGUGCAACUCCAACUAGUUCGUGAUUUUCAUCUGGGAAAUUAGAAAUGGAUUCGUCUGAAUCCGCUGCGGGAUCAUCUUCCUCGGAGGCGAAAGAUAUUCCAGCCAGCCUAGAGGCUGCCCUUCUACGAGCUAGAACCGAGAGCGAAAGUUCGGAUAAAUCUGGCCCAACGCGCUUUGUCCUCCCCGGAACAUCGGGAUCCCCGCCGAAGAUCCUCACGCUCGAGGAGGUCCAGGAUGUCGUCAAGAACAUCGAAAACAUGACGUUGGCCCACGAGAUUGCCAUCAACAGUGACUUCAAGCUGCAACCGUACGAACCGCCAGAGAACUCGAUCGAGCGGCUGAUAAAGGACACCAUGCACAAGGCCUACUGGGAUCUAUUGAGCGAGCAACUCGGUCGCGAUCCGCCCUGCUACGAUAUGGCGAUCCAGCUGCUGGCUGACGUGAAGGACGCCUUCCAGAGUGUUCUCAGCAAAAAUAACGAACGUGCCCUGGCGCGAAUCAAUGAGAUUUUGGACGAAACUGUGAUACGGCAGCAGGCCGAGAAGGGCACGCUAGACUUCCAGGCCUACGCCAAGUUUGUGAUUCACAUUAUGGCUCUCUCUUGCGCCCCGGUGCGCGACGAACAGAUUGCCAAGCUGAAGGAAAUUGACGAUGUGGUGGAGCUAUUCCGUGGCAUCCUGGAGGCACUGUCAGUCAUGAAAUUGGACAUGGCCAACUGUUUGCUGGACGCUGCCAGGAACGAUGUGAUUGCCAACUCGGUGGAGUAUGAAAAGCAGAAAUUCAAACAAUUUUUAGAGCUGUACAAAGAUGGAUUCCCGGAGACGGAAAAGUGGCUUAAGCGCAACCAAGUGCCCGAAAUUGCUGCCGACGCUGUCGGUUCCCCCAACGCCAACGGAAGCGAUCAGCAGCGUCGCUCGAAGGAUGCUAUUUUCAACGCUUAUUUAGAACUGAUCGAUUGGAACUCGGAAAACGACUUUCCGGAGAUGCUCGAAAUGGAUCGAGAUCGUCUAAUUGGUCUGCAGGGUCGUGCCUCCCGUCUUUGCACAUGUGCCUCAACGCUCGCCAUUACCUGUGCUGCCGUGCCGUCGAUCGCCCAGGCUGCGGAUCUUCGCAAAAAAAUUGCUAAGGAACUCAUCAUUUUGGUUCAGAACUGCAACAACACGAAGGACUUGGACGAUACGAUCGAGAAUAUUUGGCUGCAUGUGCGUUCCGUAAUUGCUGGUCGAUUGCAGGAAUUGCAUCAGCCGCAGCUGCUGGAACCGGUGGAAAGCACACUCAAGAAUCAAAUCCUGCAGAUCGCCAAAAAGGAAUCCCCUGUGCGGAACUUGAUGUGGAAACGAUUGUUGGCUUAUACCCAGCUUGUGCUCAGGACAAAUAAUCCCAUUCCAGUACCGCCAGGCUUCCAAGAGUUUGGCGAAGAGGUUGAGAGUCUGGCCACGGCAUUUAAGCGAAUUUCGUUCUACAACUAUGCCGUUUAUGGCGAGUAUUAUCAUGAAAUUUUAAAUAAGGUUUAGGGAAUAGCUAGACGACAAGGUGCAUAGAGAGUGUUAAAUCUUCCGUGUGUAGCGUCAUUUACAUCUCAGUGUGUAGUUCGUGUAUCCUAUCGACUAUUGUGAAGGUCAUCCCACUUUAAUCAAUAAAUCAGUAUAUCACGUCUAGAUAACUACUUACGGGAGCGAUUGUGUGAACCAAUUCGGCGAGAUUCGAGUGAACGUUGAUAGAUGUGUGUCAGUUGCUAGUUGAUAGUUGAUUUUGGAUUAGAGAACUGUUUGUUCCAGAUCAUAGCGAAGGGGUUUCAGUUCACCACACGAGUGAUUAGAGAAGGAACUAGUCAACAGUUGGUUAGUGGAGAAUGGUUUGCAUAUUUCAUUAUAUACACAGAACGUAUUCACAGUAUCCUUACAUCGUACUAACCGUAAUAACACUUGUUCUACAAGAUUCCACUAUUCAGAAAACCAUUGGCUGCUGUGAACUAAUCAUAUAUAAUAAUCGCCUUCAUUCAGACGGUCUGCAACGUACUUUUGGCGAAAAACAAGUCGAUAAUAAUGCAGAAUAUGUAUGCAAACAAAUAUAUUUUACCUAUGAUUUUGAGAGAAAUCUUAACGAAA